AUGGAGACGAGAAAACUAGUGGUAGUGGUAGAAGAUGUGGAAGCAGCUCGAACAGCACUUCAAUGGGCUCUUCGCAACUUAGUUCGCUUUGGGGAUUUGAUCACUCUGCUUCAUGUCUUCCCAUCUUCGAAAUCAAAGAGCAAGAAAAAACAGAGGAUCCUCAGAUUACGAGGCUUUCAAUUGGCUCUCUCCUUCAAAGAUCUCUGCGACACCUUUUUCGGUGCGAAUGUUGAAAUUGUGGUAAGGGAAGGUGAUCAAGAGGAACUGACGAUUGCUUCAGUGGUCAGAGAGAUUGGAGCUUCAGAAUUGGUGGUGGGCCUCCAUGAUCAGAGCUUCCUCUACAAGUUGGCUUUGGCCCAUGGCAAUGUUACAAGCUACCUGAAUUGCAGGAUUAUUGCCAUUAAGCAGCAAUUACUGACGACAGAAGACCACCACCACCUCCCCAUGAAUUUGGACUUGGCGCAGAUUGAAAUUGCCGGAUUAUGGAUUCCUCCUCUCCCUCCACGAAAAAUUCCAUACCAAAUACUUCCAAGCCCUUUUUCUAUAAUUUGGAAAACAAAGAGAAGGAAGAAGGAGGAGCAGUUGAAAUAA
Messenger RNA from Telopea speciosissima, 591 nucleotides. RefSeq lists its product as uncharacterized. The coding region runs from base 1 to 591 and encodes 196 amino acids. The record is from RefSeq and is a predicted model, not a curated record. Lineage: Eukaryota; Viridiplantae; Streptophyta; Magnoliopsida; Proteales; Proteaceae. The transcript is spliced from 4 exons.